AAGUCGAUGUUCUUUCCGUUGCUUCAAACUUUCCAGUAUUCUUUUUAUAAAGGAAGACAUAGUUAUUCACUAUUUGUCAAGGCAUAUCGUUGGAGACGAAUAUCUGCUAUGAAUAGUUUUCAAGGUUUUUUCUCUUCAGAUACAACUUCUGUGCAAAAUACAAGUAGAUUGCAAAUCAAUAGGAAAAAGAUAGAUGGUUCUCAAUCGAGUGGUAAUAACCCAGCUCUCAAACAGGCUGCUGCAAGAGCUCGUAAGAAACCAAGAAAAGUUGUUAGAGUACUGGAAGAUGAUGGAAUCGGAAUCUGCGCAGCAUAUUGUCUGCCUAGUAAUGUAGACUUACAGGUGAUCAGUCGAGAACUUUCCAAUUUUCCUCAGUGCACUUUAGACUCUGAACAGAUACCGUAUGCCAAUGACGUCGUUCAUGCGACUGUGUCGGUACAACCUACUUCUGCUGAUCGAGCAGAGACUAUAGUUAUUCAAUCUGAAACAAGCAAAUCCUCUCCCACUACAAUAGGCCAUCUGUUUGUCUUCGAAAGCGGUGCUCUCGUCUUUUGGGGUGUUCCUUUUUAUAAAAGGAGCGAAAUAUUCAAUAGGUUACUGGAAACUUUGAGAUUUUCGUUGGCAACUGCGAUGACGCUAUCUAGUAAAGCUUCUACAUCCAAAGCACCGUUUUUCAGUCUUCAUGACUUUGAUCAUGAGUUUGACUAUUAUACUGGUUCUUCUAAAACAAAAGUAGAAAAUGAUGAAAUUCAUUUGAUGGAUAUUGAUGAUAAGCUCGAGUUGAUGGCAAUAUCAUAUUGUUUGGCACAGUCUGUAAAACUCUUAUUAUACGAGGAGGAGAUUGACACUUUAGUAAAUAAUACCUGGCAACUUCCAUUGGAGCUUGCACAGACUGGAAGUAUACGAAUGUCCAGGAAGGAUAUAAAGAAGAGAAUAGGCGAACUUUUAGCUGCUAGAUAUCGAGUGAAUCUGUUGUCCGAUCUGCUCGAUGCACCCGAUCUUUUUUGGCAGUUUCCUGAUUUAGAAAUUCUUCGUUCUCAAUGUUUCAACACGGUUGAUUUUCAUAAAAGGACUCGCCUAUUGAAUAAUAGAAUGGAGAUAAUCAAGGAUGCAUUGGAUAUUUUGAAUACUGAACUAACUGCAACGAGCUCUCAUCGCGUUGAACAAUUUAUCGUUCUUCUGAUUGCUAUUGAGGUUGGUUUUGAAAUAACUAAACUUUUCUGAUAUCUUGGUACUUUAGUGAUAUGAGAAUAGCUCUAAUUAUUUCUGUGCGAGUUAGAUGAAUUAUUGUCGUUUGUUUUCUGAUGUGAAUAUCUCUAUUGUAUGGAUAUUUUUAGGUUUCUCUACUACAGAUAGCGUUUAUUGUUGUGUCCAAUGACCAUUGAAAAGAUAGUGUUGUUUCAAUACUAUAUAAAUUGGUUGAUGAAAUAUUUCAAAGAAAUGAUUUCUUUAGCGU
Molecule: messenger RNA, 1456 nt
Organism: Galdieria sulphuraria
Lineage: Eukaryota; Rhodophyta; Bangiophyceae; Galdieriales; Galdieriaceae
Exons: 1
Coding region: 7-1224 (405 amino acids)
Source: RefSeq, a predicted model, not a curated record